This is a messenger RNA of Rhagoletis zephyria (snowberry fruit fly), 857 nucleotides long. Its product is annotated as zinc carboxypeptidase A 1-like. Gene Ontology annotation, biological process: proteolysis. Gene Ontology annotation, molecular function: zinc ion binding; metallocarboxypeptidase activity. NCBI's taxonomy places the organism in Eukaryota, Metazoa, Arthropoda, Insecta, Diptera, Tephritidae. The record is from RefSeq and is a predicted model, not a curated record.
GCGGUCAACUGUGGAAGGAGGUAAAGCAAGAGGUCGAUUACUUGUUGAAGCCACAAGUGUUGAGUGAAGCCGAGCAGCAUGUACGCGCCGCAAAUCUAUCGCGAAUUGUUCUCAUCGACAAUCUCCAAAAUGCCAUAGAAACGGAAAAUCCCAGUCAAGCAGAAAUCGCAUCGUUCCAAAAUCGAAAGGGACAUCGUCUGACAUGGAAGGCCUACCAUCGCCUAGCUGACAUACACGAUUUCUUCGAUGUUUUGGCUAAAACAUAUCCGGAUAUUUGCUCAGUGGAAACAAUUGGUUACUCAUUACAGAAACGUCCGCUGAAAAUCUUGAAAAUCUCCAACGGCAAUCCGGGCAAUCCAGGCAUCUGGAUCGAUGGAGGCAUGCAUGCACGCGAAUGGAUUAGCCCUGCAACGGUAACAUUUAUUGCCAAUCAAUUGGUUGAAGGUUGGGACGAUAUGCCUGAAUAUAUGCGCAAUGUUAACUGGUACAUACACGCUGUGGCAAAUCCCGAUGGCUAUGAGUACACACACACCACUGAUCGCUUGUGGCGUAAGAAUAUGCGCUCUCACGGGCGCCAAUGCCCGGGAGUCGACUUGAAUCGUAAUUUCGGUUACAAAUGGGGAGGCAAGGGUACAUCAGCGAAUCCUUGCUCGCAAACUUACCGCGGUAGCAAGGCCUUCUCCGAACCGGAGACAUUCUACAUAUCGAAGUUUAUUAGCAAUUACCCUCGUGACACCUUCCAUGCAUACCUCUCCUUCCACAGCUAUGGUCAGUACAUUCUGUACCCAUGGGGCUAUGAUUAUCAUUUAACUGCCGAUAAAUCGGACUUGGAUCGUGUUGCGCGGCAAGCGGGAACG